Molecule: messenger RNA, 690 nt
Organism: Macrosteles quadrilineatus (aster leafhopper)
Lineage: Eukaryota; Metazoa; Arthropoda; Insecta; Hemiptera; Cicadellidae
Gene: Chrac-16
Product: chromatin accessibility complex protein 1
Exons: 3
Coding region: 306-623 (105 amino acids)
Cellular component (GO): nucleus; CHRAC
Molecular function (GO): protein heterodimerization activity
Source: RefSeq, a predicted model, not a curated record
GUGUAAACCAGGCUUAUUACUGUCAUUUAUUUAUUAUUAGAGUUUGGCGGCUUUUUUGCACUCUGAUUUCAGACUUCACAUUACAUUUUAAAUUUUAUAAGUAUACACGUUCUCGUACACGUCUUAUUUGUUAUUUUAUUUUGCUUCUCUUCUACAGUUGAAAUAAUUAUUUGAGGUAGGCCUAACCCUGUCCCUAACCUUAUUGCUUUACAGGGAUUUUUGAGGUAAACAACCAAUUUAUAUUUUAAAUAAAAAGUUACUGGCUUAAUAGAAUAAGCUAGGCCUAGUUUAAAUUUUCAAUAAAGAUGGGGAAAGAUUUGCAAUUACCUGUGACUAGGGUUAAAUUGAUAAUGAAAAGUUCGCCAGACGUUGAAAACAUAGGACAAGAUGCAUUGCACCUGGUGACGAGAGCCACGGAACUUUUCAUUCAACAUCUGUCUCAGAAUGCCUUUGAAAAGAACUCAUCCAACACAUUAGAUUACAAGCAAUUAGCAGAAAUAGUUCAAACAAGUGAAAACAUGACAUUCCUGAGAGAAAUAAUGCCAAGAAAGAUAACAGUACGAGAAUAUAGGAAACUGAUGGAAAGAAAUAAUGAAAAUGAAGAAGAAAUGGAAGAAGACUAAAAGAAUAUCUUGUAAUACAAUUAUUUAUUAAUAAAUACAAAAUAGCAUUAAGUCUUUUUAAACAAAA